CUCGGAGGAGGCGCAAGAGCAAGGUGCCAUAAACCUUUCUAUUGCAGCCGUUUCUCCCAUUCACUCCUUUUCUCAGCUCGCCGUAACGCGAUGAAUCGCGGAACCUUGUACGAGUCUGACGACGACGACGACGAAGAAGAAGACGACGACAUCGGCGAAGAUCUCGAAGACUUAAGACGCGCCUGUAUUAUCCCCGAGUCCAAUUCCGAUGAUGUUAUUCCGAAACCCGGUUAUGUCGAACCGGACGGAGGCGUCGGAGGCGGAGGGGGAGAGAUGCCGUCGGAUUCGGAGAACGAAGAAGACGACUUCGAGAUGCUUCGGAGCCUCAAGAGCCAAUUAGCUCCGUCGACGGAUCCUCCUCCCUUGGGUUUGUCAUCAGUUCCUUCAGAUUCGGAGAGUGAGGACGACUUCGAGUUGCUUCGGAGCCUCAAGAGCCAGCUGGCAUUGUCGAUGGAUGCGCGCUUUCCUCCCUUGAGUCUCUCCGAUGAUGACGACGAAGAUGAUGAUUCUUUCGAAACGCUUCGUGCUAUUCGUAGAAGAUUCUCUGCUUAUGCGAAUCUAGAUAAAGAUGGAGCUUUUAUGAAUGAUUCUCUCGGGAAGAAAAAGCAGGUACAUGCCUCGGACAAUGAACCUUCGAGAGAAAUAUUGAGUAGGUCUAAUUCUUGUAAAAGCUUUCCAGAUCAGGGGGAAAAAGUUGUCACAUUGCCUGAUUCUGAGGGAAUACAAGCUGGUGAUUCUGUUGAUGUACAUGAAAACACACCUCUUGAGCAGACAUCCCAGUCAUCAAGUUUCCCUGAAGCUGCACAAGCCUUUGUUGAGGCUAUCCGGAGGAACAGGGCGUAUCAGAAGUUCCUUCGGAAGAAGCUGACUGAGAUUGAAGCGAAGAUCGAGCAGAACGAGAAGCACCAGAAAAAUGUUAAGAUAGUUGUAGACUUUCAAGCUUCUUGCAAGAGGAUAACUAAACAGGCGCUUUCUCAGGGGAAAGAUCCUCGUCUCCAAUUAAUCUCGACGCCAAAAUGUGGGCCUCGUGAUAGCUCAGAGGAUAACGAUAAAAAGAUAUCUCCUUUGACGUUUGGUCCACCGGAAAACCCUUGUGUUGCAAAUUAUAGGAUGGUACUAAAGACGCAUCCAAUUUCAGUGAAUCGAAGAAGUUGGUCUACAGAGGAGAACGAAAAUCUUGCAAAAGGUAUAAAACAACAAGUUCAGGAAACACUGCUUAUUGAAGCUAUAGAACGUUCCAGUGAAUUGGAAGGAUCUUCAGAUGAUAUAGAGACCAUUAAUGAAUCGAUCAAAAAUCUUGAGAUCACACCAGAGAUGAUGAGGCAGUUUCUUCCGAAAGUUAAUUGGGAUCAGUUGGCCUCGAUGUACUUCAAGGACCGUUCUGCUGCAGAAUGUGAAGCUCGGUGGAUGAGCACCGAAGAUCCAUUAAUAAACCACGGUCCGUGGACUGCGGAGGAGGAAAAUAACCUGCGCUUAAUCAUCCAAGAAAAGGGUUUUACAGACUGGCUUGACAUUGCGGUGUCACUAGGGACAAAUAGGACCCCGUUUCAAUGUUUGGCUCGAUAUCAGAGAAGCUUGAAUGCAGACAUAUUAAGAAAAGAAUGGACUCCAGAGGAAGAUGACCAACUCCGCGCAGCUGUGGAAUUGUACGGCGAAAAAGACUGGCAGACCGUUGCAAACGCAUUAGAAGGACGAGCUGGAACUCAGUGCUCUAACAGAUGGAAAAAGACGCUUCACCCUACCAGAACGAGGGUAGGGAAAUUCAGCUCAGAGGAGGAAAAACGUUUGACCGUAGCUGUGACACUCUUUGGAGCUCAAAACUGGCAUAAGAUUGCACGCUUUGUUCCCGGACGGACCUCGACUCAGUGUCGAGAGAAAUGGGCGAACUGUUUAGAUCCAAAUGUAAAUCAUGGAAAGUGGACAAAGGAAGAAGAUGCAAAGUUGAGAGAAGCAAUGGCAGAACACGAGAUUGGUAACUGGUCCAAAAUCGCUUCACAUGUGCCUCGUCGUACUGAUAACCAAUGCCGGAGGAGGUGGAUGCAGUUAUAUCCUCACCAAGUGCCUCUUUUACAAGAAGCUACAAGGUUACGCAAAGAAGCUAUCGUAGGUAACUUUGUUGAUCGGGAAUCACAACGUCCUGCUCUUCUCGAAUGCAAGUUUCUUGCACUACCCGAGAUACCUCUUGAGCCAGAACCUGAAACUGUAGGCCUGAAGAAGAAGAAACGCAAAGCAAGACCGAAGAAAUCAGAUGGGGAAUGCGAGAGCGAAGCAACUAGUGCUGCUAAAGAGAGGCGGCCAAAGAGGAGGAAAGGAUUAGAGAGAUGCUCAGGAGAUGCAUGUAGACAAGAGGAUGAGACUUUCUGUGAAAAUAUCGAGAAUCUAGACAAUGGAGGAGAGGUUAGGUCUUUGGAAUGGUGUAAAGAGAAUCAAGACAAUGUAAAGGAGAAGAAACAAAGACGAAGACGCAAAAGUGUUGUAGAAACAUCCAACAACAGCACAGUGACCACCGACUGCUCUCAAGUCGAAGUUGGUGUCAAAAAGCUUACGCCUAGAAGAAGGAAAGUGUCUACAGUAGUUCCUAUCGAGAACCAAGAUGCACCAAACUAGUUUUGUUUUUGUUGCUCUUGAAAAUUUUGUCUGUAUAAUAAAUACGUCUAAUUGAUUAUAGAAACACAAUAGUUUCGUGA
This is a messenger RNA of Raphanus sativus (radish), 2687 nucleotides long. RefSeq lists its product as uncharacterized. NCBI's taxonomy places the organism in Eukaryota, Viridiplantae, Streptophyta, Magnoliopsida, Brassicales, Brassicaceae. The record is from RefSeq and is a predicted model, not a curated record. The transcript has 7 exons. The coding region runs from base 91 to 2607 and encodes 838 amino acids.